UCAUUGGCCGGCAUUCGUACAGGUUGGAUCGCGACUCCGUUCCUCAUCAGUCAUCUCUCGAUUGAUCCCCGUCCAAAUUUUCCCACCGACGCUAGAAACCGUCAGAAACGGCGAGAAGCGAGAAAAAUCGCAGGUGCUCCUGUUCUUCCUUCAUCACUGUAUCACCAGAUUUCGACAGUCCUCGUGAAGUUCUCGGGCCAAUCACACCGCAGAAAAAUGUCGCAACAACAAUAUUAUCCUUUUAAGUGCACUCCCACUGUGUACCCUGCCGAGCCGUUUGAUGCAAAUGCAGAUGCUGCUAUUUUGCGCAAAGCAAUGAAAGGUUUCGGUACAGAUGAGAAGGCGAUCAUCGACGUGCUUACGAGAAGAGGCAUCGUGCAAAGGCUGGAGAUUGCGGAAUCUUUCAAGACUCUAUACGGAAAAGAUCUAAUUAGUGACUUGAAGAGUGAAUUAACUGGAAAGCUGGAAGAUGUCAUUGUUGCUCUUAUGACUCCACUGCCACAUUAUUAUGCGAAGGAGCUACACGAUGCAGUGAGUGGUAUGGGCACUGACGAGGAAGCAAUUGUUGAGAUGAUGUGCACUCUCAGCAACUAUGGCAUUCGCACAAUUGCUGCAUUUUAUGAGAAUUUGUAUGGAAGAACACUGGAGAGCGAUCUGAAGGGUGACACGUCCGGUCAUUUCAAGAGAUUACUAGUAUCUCUUGUGCAAGCAAACAGAGACGAGAACCAGGGAAUCGACCAUGCCCAAGCAAACGCUGAUGCCCAAGCGUUAUACGAAGCUGGUGAGAAGCAAUGGGGUACGGACGAGUCUCAGUUCAACGCGAUUUUAGUAUCACGCAGUUACCAACAAUUACGACAGACAUUUAUCGAGUAUGAGAAACUGUCAGGGCAUGACAUAGAGGUUGCCAUAAAGAAGGAAUUUUCAGGCAGCAUCGAGAAGGGUCUCCUCGGAAUAGUGAAAUGCGUCAAGUCGAAAGUUGGAUUCUUCGCUGAACGUCUUUAUGCCAGUAUGCAUGGUAUAGGCACAAAAGAUCGCACUCUGAUUCGUAUCAUCGUGUCUCGAAGCGAAAUCGACUUGGGAGACAUUAAGAAGGCAUUCGAGGAACGCUAUGGAAAAUCACUGGAGAGUUGGAUAGCCGGAGACACCUCUGGUGACUACAAGAAGGCACUUCUUUCUCUUGUUUCCACGUAACUUUGGCGAAGCAAUUAAAACUCCGGGGAUACAUACUUGUUUCUGCAAUCAUAUUGACGCAUAAUAAUCGUAUCUACAAAAAGCAAGAGCUACUUAUGUAUAUCGAGUAUGUAUGCCUACACGCGGACUCAAGCUUAAUUGCUUACUGUACUAAUGAAAAGGUAGAAAGUACUUUAUUCUAUUUUUGAAUGUUACUUUUUUAAUAUUUUUUUGAAAUCUUUACUUUGUCAUGUAGAUCAGUUAAAAAGGAUAUAAACAUACCAUGUUCCGAUCUUGUUUACAAAACAUGUUUAACCCUGCUGUUUUGUUAGAGUUUUCCUUGUACAUACUCGUAUUAUGUUUUGAAGUUGACGCAGCGAUAACUUUUUAUCAUAAUUUUAAUCGAAUAUAUUUGUCUGUGUAUUGUAUAAAAAAAUAUUUUUUAAAAACAAAAGACUAAAAUAUCAGAAGCGACAAUUUCACUAUUAUAUUUUUAAUACAAGAAUAGAUGACGAAUAAAUCCAGACAAAAACAGCAGAGUUAAUUAAAUUAUAUUUUAUAUAUUUCUACUUCUGUUACGAUAUAUAUAUAUUGAAAGAUUUAUACAAAGAAUUUCGUACAUAUAGUACACAUAAAAGCAUUGAGAAAUCGAUGGAAAUAAAAUUGCAGGAAACGA
Harpegnathos saltator (Jerdon's jumping ant) is the source of this 1846-nucleotide messenger RNA. Its product is annotated as annexin B9. Gene Ontology annotation, cellular component: nucleus; cytoplasm; plasma membrane. The transcript is spliced from 7 exons. Gene Ontology annotation, biological process: endosome transport via multivesicular body sorting pathway. Bases 217 to 1191 code for a protein of 324 amino acids. NCBI's taxonomy places the organism in Eukaryota, Metazoa, Arthropoda, Insecta, Hymenoptera, Formicidae. The record is from RefSeq and is a predicted model, not a curated record. Gene Ontology annotation, molecular function: calcium ion binding; calcium-dependent phospholipid binding; phosphatidylserine binding.